This is a messenger RNA of Pieris macdunnoughi, 924 nucleotides long. NCBI's taxonomy places the organism in Eukaryota, Metazoa, Arthropoda, Insecta, Lepidoptera, Pieridae. The record is from the annotation of a GenBank genome assembly.
AUGUCUGACACAAGUGACUUGGACCGUCAAAUAGAACAACUUAAAAGAUGUGAGAUUAUCAUGGAGGGAGAGGUUAAAGCACUCUGUGCGAAGGCCCGCGAGAUUCUUGUUGAAGAAAGUAAUGUUCAACGUGUCGAUGCUCCAGUUACGGUUUGUGGAGACAUUCAUGGCCAAUUCUAUGAUCUCAAAGAACUAUUUAAAGUUGGUGGUGAUGUUCCUGCUACUAAUUAUUUGUUUAUGGGAGAUUUUGUGGACAGAGGAUUCUAUUCUGUUGAAACAUUUUUAUUACUUUUAGCUUUAAAGGUUCGUUAUCCAGACCGCAUUACUUUAAUUAGGGGAAAUCAUGAAUCAAGACAAAUCACACAAGUGUAUGGCUUUUAUGAUGAAUGUUUAAGGAAAUAUGGUUCUAUAACAGUAUGGAGGUACUGCACAGAAAUAUUUGACUACCUGUCACUGUCCGCUAUAAUAGAUGGUAGGAUAUUCUGUGUACAUGGUGGACUCAGCCCGUCUAUACAAACCCUGGACCAAAUUCGUACUAUAGACCGCAAGCAGGAGGUACCGCACGAUGGACCCAUGUGUGACCUUUUGUGGAGUGACCCUGAAGACACCCAAGGUUGGGGCGUUUCCCCGAGAGGUGCCGGCUACUUGUUUGGAUCUGAUGUUGUGGCACAGUUUAAUGUUUCUAAUGACAUAGAUAUGAUAUGCCGUGCACACCAACUUGUGAUGGAAGGUUACAAAUGGCACUUCAAUGAAACUGUUCUUACUGUGUGGUCUGCUCCAAAUUAUUGUUAUAGAUGCGGCAACGUAGCGGCAAUAUUAGAACUGAAUGAGAAUCUUCAACGUGAUUUCACAAUAUUCGAAGCCGCACCUCAAGAGUCGCGUGGCGUUCCCUCAAAGAAACCACAAGCCGACUACUUUUUAUAA